AUGGCGGUUGUACCAUCGGAAGCGGAAUCCUCCGCAAGCAGAAACUUUCCCUCACUCUUCUAUUCCGAUUUCCUCCGUAAUCGAUUCUCUGCUUUCUAUUUCUUCUCCCCUACCAAAUUCCUCUCAAACUUCACUUCUCCCUUCCGAUCAUCCCGCCGUCGAGAAUGUCUCCCUCUUCCCGUACCUUCCAACUUUCUCCACUCUUCUAUUAACAACACUAACGGAUCUAGAGUUCAUGCUGUCUUGAAAGACGUGUUAGAGCGUGUUUUGAAGAACUUGCAUCUCAUUCAAAAGAAUCUUCAGUUUUGGGAAUCUAUAGCUGAGCAAUCAGAUAAUAGGAAAGCUUAUUUCAUGAUUUUUGAGAGAGGUCCUCGUGCUUUUAUGGGUGAGACGGUUAAUUUGUUGCGUGGAUGUGCUACUCAAGAUUCUUUCUUACAGAAUCUAUGUCAAUCUGCAUCUGAUCAUAUUGACGAGAGAAUAUCUGUUCUCAGUUGCUUAAGAUGUUCAUUGGCGAUAUUUUUGGGGCAGAUUUAUGCGGAAGUUCAUAAAGUUGGAGAGGGAUUAAUAACAGAUCCAGAGAAUAAACUUCCAUCAUUGUUGGGUAUAAUUAAUGAUUUGUUCUCAACAUUAGAAGCUUCAAUUGGACAUCUACAUGCAACGCGUCAGAGGGAUUCUUCUGUUGAUGGGACUUAUUCAACUCCCCUGCUGUUUGAGGAGCUCCCAAAAAUAAAUCAGGAUGGGUCCCAAUGGACAGAUUGUGAAAUUAGAGAUGCUAUCAAUUCAGUUUACCACAAUUUAGACAAGCUGGAAUCUUACAUAUGUUUCCUUGUUGUCAAACAUAGAAAACCAAAGAGAAUAACCCAACAUUGGGUACAAUAUGCAUGUGGUGCUGUUGGUCUCUCCGUAUGCUCUCUUUGGCUCUUACGGCAUAGUAGCUUGAUGGGAAGCUCUGAUCUUGAUAACUGGAUUAAGGAAGUGAAGGACUCAACAGUUGACUUUUUUAAGGAUCACGUAGAACAACCGAUUUUAUCCAUCCGAGAUGAGCUUUUUGACACGUUCAGGAAGAGGCAUCAAGGUAUUAUGGAUCUUGAAGAGGUGCGGUUGACUUCCGAAUCGCUACACAGAAUGUUGUUGGCUUUCAGUGAGCAGACAAAGGGUCAGAAAUUUCCAGUGAAUGCAUCGGAUCAGAAAAUGCUUGAGAUAGUCAUGGACAGGUAUGAGAAGGAACUCAUGCAUCCUAUUCAAAACCUUUUCAGUGGAGAGCUGGCUCGGGCUAUGCUUAUUCAGGUUCAGAAGCUGAAACUGGAUACUGAAACCGCAAUGCUGGAGCUAAACCAAAUUCUACGGGCAAAUGAAAUCAACUUUGCUGUUCUGACUGCCUUACCUGCCUUCUUUCUCUCCCUUUUACUCAUUAUGUUAGUACGGGCAUGGUUCAAACAGGAUACAAAAGCUGAGGGAAGGGGUAGAAUUGCCCGGAUUCAGAGGAGGCUACUUGUCGUAGAAGUUGAGAAGAGGAUUUUGCAAUAUCAAAAUUAUGUAGAGCAAGGAUUGGAGAGAGAUGCAAAGUAUACAUUUGGAUUGAUACUCUAUAGCUUGGAUCGCUUGUACAGUGCGGUCAAGAGGCACGCUGAAGCUUCUCGAGAGUGGCAUAGUUUGCGACAAGAUAUAAUUGAUUUGGCUAGUCCUGGCCUGCAAACUAACCACAAGCUCACUGUGACUUCACGCUUAGAGAGCGUCUAUGACUGCUUGCUUCCUGUUCUCAAACCUCGAUAG
Molecule: messenger RNA, 1773 nt
Organism: Vicia faba (fava bean)
Lineage: Eukaryota; Viridiplantae; Streptophyta; Magnoliopsida; Fabales; Fabaceae
Source: the annotation of a GenBank genome assembly